AUGAAGGAUACCAACGCGCGGAUUACCCGUUGGAAUCUGGCUCAUCAGCCUUUUAAGUUCAAGGUGGUCCAUAGACCGGGGGUGCAGGUGGCUGUUGCAGACUUUCUCUCCAGAAAUGGGGUUGGGGUGGAGUACUGGGCAGACCAGAUGGCUCCCCAGCCUGAGUCGGGCGUUGGAGGUGUGGUGAAUGGAGAGCAAGAUCAGGAGAUGAGAAUGACUAGACUAAAGAAACUGAAUGGUAAGCAAAAUGAAAUCAAAACAAAGUCCUUUGCUAUGAGGGAAAGCAUAAUGUAGAAAUACAAAGAGAUUCGAAGAGUUCUGGAGGAGGACUGUAGGAUCACUCUGUCCAUGCUGGAGAUGGAGGAGAUGUCUAUGAUUCAAGCACUGGAAAACCUCAUUGAGAUGAACUGUGUCCUUCUCAAAGACAUUGAGUUUCAACUGAAUGAAGUGCUGAUAGACAGUGACAAACAGUCUGGGGAUGGGGUCACAACGUGUGAGCACAGGGUACGGGAAUUGCUAUCAGCGAUAGUCCCUGGUCUAGUAAAACUUGAUGAGGCAAAAGCAGAUCAGUUACUAUGACUAACUAACAAUCUACUGCUGUUCAUCCGUUCACAGACCCCGAUUGUAAAGAGACUGCUGAAGAGCUAUUGCACAGAAGUGUCCCUUGAUCCUACCACCACCCACCCACAGCUAACUAUUUCAUCUGCAGGGGACUGUGCCACUUUCACGGAUGUAUGGCAGGAUGUCCCUGAUGACGGAGUACGCUUUGACACCACCCUUAAUGUGCUCAGCCUCCAGUGCUGGAACUCAGGCCACCAUUACUGGGAGGUAGAUGUGAGUGGAAAGAUCUACUGGGAGCUGGGUCUCACCUACACGUCUAUCCCUAGAAAAGCCCAAAAGGAGGACUACUGGCUUGGCCGGCAUGCUGAAUCCAGGUGUCUGGAGUAUUUUGAUGGCGACUACAAUGCCUGGCAUGGAGGUACUGCCCAUCCUUUACCCACGUCCAAUUGCUUCCAUAGGAUAGGGAUCCUCUACAGCUUUCCUGGGGGUCUCGACAUGACACCACUGUUCUCAUUCUGUGCUACAGACUCUCUGCAUCUGGCUCUUUGUCCAGGUCAUGAUCUUCAUGGGACAAACUCAAAACCUGUUAAGAUCUGUCAAUUCUAACCAUCUUUAAAAACUGCAUAGUGUGUAGAAGGGCAGGUUUUCUUAGAACAGGUUUGUUUGCUUUCACAAACAUUUCUGUGCAGUUUUGUUUUGACAAAAUAUCAUUGUUUCUGCAACAAUUAUGCUGUAACAAUUCUAUUCUGUUUUUUAGGGAACUUUGAGAGUAACAACUGGUUCAUUUUAAGAGCACUUUUAACCUUCUAAUAUGAUCUCAAUACAUGGCUGAUAGUAAUAUUACCAUAUUGCCAUACAGAAAUCUAAUACAUAGCAAAAUAUUUAAAACACAAAUAUACUAUGUAUGUUCAUGUAUUAUUUUUACUGAAAAGUCACAUUCUUGUACAUAAAUACAUUUCAAAAUACUACAAAAAUUUCCAUUUUCACAUAUGUAACCUAUUUUCAAAAAUCAUAGUUGAAUUUUAAAAUGUACAUAGAGUACAUUUUAAGUGUGUUCAUAAAUGGCCAUGUAUCAGAUUUCUGUAUGGGUGACAAUGCCUUUGAGAUGAAAUAAUCAAUGAUAACAUGAUUUAUUUUGGUACAUAUUCCACGAUAAAAUAAAAGGAAUAUUCCUUAUACUGAACAAAACUCUUGGGAAAACAGCCUUGUAAGCACUAUUUGAUAGUUCAGCAACAUGAAAAGCAAAUAUUGUACUGUAUAGUAUACAUAUCACAUGGUGACACAAGUUUUUAUUGCGCCAAAAGAUUAGUCUUAAACUCAAUUCAAAAUGUGUGUGCAAAGCAUGACCCUCAGUGUUCAGUGUAUACAACAAACACUGUGGCCGUGGUUAAUCUUUUAUAGACAUGCUAUGCCCCCUCAGCAGUUUUUUUAUUGAUCCAG
Molecule: messenger RNA, 2001 nt
Organism: Myxocyprinus asiaticus (Chinese sucker)
Lineage: Eukaryota; Metazoa; Chordata; Actinopteri; Cypriniformes; Catostomidae
Product: E3 ubiquitin-protein ligase TRIM39
Molecular function (GO): protein binding
Source: RefSeq, a predicted model, not a curated record